AUAAAGAAUGAGGUGGCCACACUCACGGCAGCUGGAAAAGAGGUUAUGCUGGUUGGAAUUGGUGAUAAAAUUAGGGGCAUACUUUCCAGGACUCAUUCUGACCAGUUUCUGGUGACCUUCAAGGAUGUGGGAAGAAAGCCCCCUACUUUUGGAGAUGCGUCCGUCAUUGCUCUCGAAUUCCUGGCCAAUAUCAUCUAUUACUCCCUGAAGGAAUCCACCACCAGUGAGCAAAGCGCUAGAAUGACGGCGAUGGACAAUGCCAGCAAGAAUGCUUCUGAGAUGAUUGAUAAAUUGACUUUGACAUUCAAUCGUACUCGCCAAGCCGUCAUCACCAAAGAGUUGAUUGAAAUCAUCUCUGGUGCA
This is a messenger RNA of Octodon degus (degu), 363 nucleotides long. Its product is annotated as ATP synthase subunit gamma, mitochondrial-like. Gene Ontology annotation, biological process: proton motive force-driven ATP synthesis. Gene Ontology annotation, molecular function: proton-transporting ATP synthase activity, rotational mechanism. Lineage: Eukaryota; Metazoa; Chordata; Mammalia; Rodentia; Octodontidae. The record is from RefSeq and is a predicted model, not a curated record. The annotation marks the transcript as partial. The transcript is spliced from 4 exons.